CGUGACAUCCACUCGACGCGUCUAUCAUCGUCUAUUCCGGAUCGACAACUUCCCGUUUGCCAACUGACGCGCGCUUCUCUUACCUUCGAACAUUGCCCACACAGCCCCUCGCUAAUCACUGCCUGCGAUCGCCACGCACCAUUACUAUCACAGAGAUGACUGCCUCUCUAUCGAACGAGGGAAACGUUGAUCAUGACGAAGUUAUCUUCCUUUGGUCUUCGCCUGUCGCCAAAGUUCCCUCGAGUCGAGCUAAGGACCUCUGUGGUCCUGACGCCAGACGAACCUUCCCAUCAAGCCCAAGACCAAAGAGCUCUGUCGAAUCAAGGCGGAAAGGCCCCCAUGCAACGAAGCGUGCGUCCAUAUCUCCAAUACCAGCCGGUAUGGUGGGGAAGUGUAUCGAGCUCGGUGUAGUGGAGGGACCAGACGGAAAUUUUCGCGCUGUGUAUGGCUGCUUUGAUACGACGGGUAGAUUUCGUCGCCAGUUGCGGCUCGGGUCAAUGGCACUCGACACUCAACCAAACGCAACGAAUGUCACACAUGGUCAAAUAGAGUAUCGUCCAUGCUUUCAAGGAAUGUCCUCACAACAAGUACGGAAGGAGUUCUUUCGCCGGCUCCCUGAGAAGUUGUAUAGACCCUUAUCAUGUGGGGAAAUUUAAU
This is a messenger RNA of Colletotrichum destructivum, 657 nucleotides long. RefSeq lists its product as uncharacterized. The transcript is spliced from 2 exons. NCBI's taxonomy places the organism in Eukaryota, Fungi, Ascomycota, Sordariomycetes, Glomerellales, Glomerellaceae. Bases 156 to 656 code for a protein of 166 amino acids. The record is from RefSeq and is a predicted model, not a curated record.